GCAGUCGGGGCGGUGCCGCCACGCUCCUCGGCACCAGAGGCGGAGCUCACGCCGCGGAGUCCCGCCCCAGCCUGCGUCCGCCAGGAGUCCAGUCGCUGCUCUUUUCCAGGCGGGUAAGCCCUAACAGGAGGAAUCUAAGGAAGAGUACCGGCUGGCUGUCCUUCCCAGCGCUCGAAGCCCCGCCAUGCUCGUCCUCCGAAGCGGCCUGACUAGGGCUCUGGCUGCGCGGAAGCUCGCGCCUCAGGUGUGCUCAUCUUUUGCUACGGGCCCCAGACAAUACGAUGGAACAUUUUAUGAAUUUCGUACCUAUUGCCUUAAGCCCUCAAAGAUGAAUGAGUUUCUGGAAAAUGUUAAGAAAAACAUACAUCUUCGGACAGCUCACUCUGAAUUGGUUGGAUACUGGAGUGUAGAAUUUGGAGGCCAAAUGAAUAAAGUGUUUCAUAUUUGGAAGUAUGAUAAUUUUGCUCAUCGAACUGAAGUUCGGAAAGCCGUAGCCAAAGAUAAGGAAUGGCAACAAUCUGUCGUUCCAAAUCUGGCUCUCAUAGAUGAACAAGAGACUGAGAUCACUUACCUGGUGCCAUGGAGCAAAUUAGAAAAGCCUGCAAAAGAAGGAGUCUAUGAACUGGUUAUUUUUCAGAUGAAGCCAGGUGGGCCAGCUUUGUGGGGUGAUGCAUUUAAAAGGGCAGUUAAUGCCCAUGUGGAUCUAGGCUACUCAAAACUCGUUGGAGUUUUCCACACAGAAUAUGGAGCACUCAACAGAGUUCAUGUUCUUUGGUGGAAUGAGAGUGCAGACAGUCGUGCGGCUGGGAGACAUCAGUCUCAUGAGGAUCCCAGGGUUGUGGCAGCUGUUCGGGAGAGUGUCAAUUACCUCGUGUCUCAGCAGAAUACGCUUCUGAUCCCUACAUCAUUUUCACCUCUAAAAUAGUUUUCCAUUGAAAUACGAAGCAUUGCAUUAACUGCUAUAAGAUGUGUCUGAAUGGUGCUUAAAUUCUCCUAAGAGAUUCUCACUUGCAUUUGAAGCAGGUGGUAAGUUAAUUUUCUGUGUCUCCACUUCUGAAGCCAUCUCUAUCCUUCCUUCCUCUGUUCCUCUCCACCUUAGGAAAUAGUUCUGUUCAUAUUCCCCUUGGCAUUUUCAGUGUCUGUCACACAUUAGAAAUAGUUGCUACUGGGGCACCUGGGUGGCUCAGUUGUUAAGCGUCUGCCUUCGGCUCAGGUCAUGAUCCCAGGGUCCUGGGAUUGAGCCCUGUGUCGGGCUCCCUGCUCCGCGGGGAAGCCUGCUUCUCUCUCUCCCACUCCCCCUGCUUGUGUUCCCUCUCUCCCUGUCUCUCUCUCUCUCUCUGUCAAAUAAAUAAAAUAAAAUCUUUAAAAAAAAAAAAAGUUGCUACUACUGGAUCUUGAUUUUUCAUUGGUUUCAGAAUAUCUCUUGUACUCCCUUUUGACAACCCUCUGCUUUUAUAAUGUUUUCUUAUAUUCAAAUGAUGAUUUUACAUUUUGAACCCGGUAUUUUAAAAUCAUUUAUGUAUAAUGUCCAUCUUUUCAUGUCUGUUUUUUUCUGAGAUUUAAAAUAUUUGUGCUCAGUAAAGUUUAUUUUGUGAUCAAAUGGGAUUCUAAUCUAAGAUCAAAUAUAUUUCUUUAUCUUGGCAAAGUCCAGUGUCACCUUUGUCAUCCGUAUUAAUUAUGGUUUUCACAUUAAUUAUGAGUCCCUCGAACUUCGAAAAUAAUGUAACUAGGUCUCUGUUAAAAACUUCAGACUUGUUUUAUGUGCUGAAAUGUCUUCAUUUAUAGUUAAUUUUUGUUCAUUUUGGAUCACUAACAGAUACUUGGGACAGCUAUUUGUUUUGAAGAGAUCUUUAUGGUUAUGAGAAUGGUUGCCUGAAUAAAAGCCUACAUACCCAUU
Messenger RNA from Mirounga angustirostris (Northern elephant seal), 1897 nucleotides. RefSeq names its product protein NipSnap homolog 3A. The coding region runs from base 185 to 925 and encodes 246 amino acids. Gene Ontology annotation, cellular component: mitochondrion. NCBI's taxonomy places the organism in Eukaryota, Metazoa, Chordata, Mammalia, Carnivora, Phocidae. The record is from RefSeq and is a predicted model, not a curated record. The transcript has 6 exons.